AUGGAACUGAAUGGAAAAACAGAUUUUACUAUGAUGCUGAUCUACGAGUGUGUAGAAUGUACUGGCAUGGUGGCUGCUUCUCUUCGUCUAGAAAUGAUUUUGAACAUCAGGAGACCUGUCAAUGGAGAUGCAUGGGCACUCAUCCUAACCCUAUUCGCUCAAGUACGAGGUUGCCUUGAUCAAUUCGAUCAAAUGUACAAAGAAGACUGCAAUCAUGGCGAGUUUAACGACCGCUACUUCUUCAAUCACGAC
Messenger RNA from Strongylus vulgaris, 252 nucleotides. NCBI's taxonomy places the organism in Eukaryota, Metazoa, Nematoda, Chromadorea, Rhabditida, Strongylidae. The record is from the annotation of a GenBank genome assembly.